Messenger RNA from Hyaloscypha bicolor E, 2147 nucleotides. Its product is annotated as 3-chlorobenzoate-3,4-dioxygenase reductase subunit. The coding region runs from base 140 to 1819 and encodes 559 amino acids. NCBI's taxonomy places the organism in Eukaryota, Fungi, Ascomycota, Leotiomycetes, Helotiales, Hyaloscyphaceae. The record is from RefSeq and is a predicted model, not a curated record. The transcript has a single exon. Gene Ontology annotation, molecular function: pyridoxal phosphate binding; molybdenum ion binding; oxidoreductase activity.
CCCCACUUUUCUCUCCCCAGUCUACCAAUCGGUCAUUUCACUCCCAACUUCGCCCUUCGGCACCUUCCGCUACAUCAACUACAAGGCUUCCGUCUGCCUUUCUACCCUACCUCUCUGUUCUUCUCAAAACAAUACCAAGAUGGCAACUCAAACCCCAGCCCAGGAUGCCCCGGAAGCAUCCGCUCAACCAAUAGACAAGCUACUCCAAGUUCGGACUGGCAAGCUUCGACCUGUCUUCGGCCUCAAAACUCCAUCAGGGAUCUUCAAAACAGUACACCAAAACCCUGUCAAAGUGGAAUUCCUGGGCUGCGAAGGCGAUGAGCAUGGCUAUAUCGGCCAUGGAGGGGUAGAUAAAGCGCUGAUGUGGUAUCCUUCCCAGCACUACGCUUUCUGGAAAACGGAGCUCCCCCAGAAUGCCCAUCUUUUCGGUGUUGGGGGAUUUGGUGAGAAUAUCGUUACCUCAAAUGAGAAGUUGAGCGAGAAGGAAGUUUGUGUUGGGGAUAUGUUCAGAUUUGGCCGAGAGGAAGCAGGAGUGGUGAUCCAAAUCAGUGAACCGCGGCAGCCGUGCUUUAUGCUCAAUCAUCGACUUGAGGUUAAGGAUAUGAGUAUCCGAUCUCAGAACGCAAAUCGAACGGGGUGGUACUGUCGCGUUUUGAAGGAAGGGCAUAUCCAGUCCGGUGAUCCCAUAACCUUGGUCGAGAGAAAGUAUCCGAAAUGGACAGUCAAGGCGGUGCAGACGAUUUUGUAUGUGGAGAGGAAGAAUUGGGAGGCGAUCAGGGAGCUGAGUGAGUUAUCUGAGCUUGGUGAGGAGAUAAGAAUGAUCUUCUUAAAUCGGCUGAAGAAGGGGAUUUUCUUAGACGAGUCUGAUAGGCUGGGUGGCGGUGAAGACAAGGCGUGGAAUGAAUAUCGGCUUGUGGGCAAGAAGGUAGAAACUCCAAGGAUAUGUUCGUUUGAGUUCGAGACUAUCAAUACCAUCGAGAACUCAGCGCCUGCGACCCCUGGAUCCCAUAUCCGUGUCAAAUUCGGGGGAAAUAGCCAGGUUGUGAGAGCAUAUUCCAUAGUUGGUGGAGACAGCGACCGCUUCACGCUCGGCAUCGCCUUGGACCGGGACUCUCGAGGCGGUUCAAGAUACCUGCACGAGGAGCUGAAAAUUGGCGAUACCCUUUCAUUCAGUCAAAUGAAAUCAGACUUCUCUCCAGCUGUAGACGCAGAUCACCAUAUCUUGAUCGCCGGAGGUGUCGGCAUCACCGCCUUCCUCAUCACCGCACGGCAACUGAGGCAACAGGGACAGAAUUUCCAUCUAUACUACGCUAUUCGUUCCGCUCAUGAUGUUGCCUUCAAACAUCUGGUUCAAGAACUCGGCAACGACGUUACGGUUCUGGAUGGGAGUAAAGGGCAAAGGCUCGAGAUCUCAAAGAUUAUCGCAAAGUCGAACAGCAGGACGCACAUCUACUGCUGCGGCCCCCAGCGUCUCAUGGAUGGCGUAACGCUCGCUGCUCGUACCCUGAGUUUCCCAAGUUCCAAUCUCCAUUUCGAAGCUUUCACGGCCCUGGCAUCGGGUGACCCAUUUACAGUUGAAUUAGCGGAAUCAAAGAAAACACUUGACAUUAAGGCAGAGCAGACAUUGUUGGAUGUCCUCAGGGAUUCUGGAUUUGAUAUCCCGAGCAGCUGCGAGGUUGGCAAUUGCGGGACUUGUAGGGUUGGUGUGAGGGGUGGAAAAGUUGAGCAUAGAGGGACAGGGUUAUUAGAGGGGGAGAAGAAGGGCGCGAUGUUGAGUUGCGUGUCGAGAGGGAUUGGCAGGGUUGUGUUGGAUUUGUGACUAAAGUGCAACCACUUGGGCUGAAGCUGAGGUUAUUGGACCUGAAAAGAGCUUGGCUUCUCGAGCUGUUCUUGGUGCUUGGCGUUAUCGUACUAGGUUUGUGAUCAUAUUGUUGAAAUUGGUACGCUACCAUAGCUAGCUUCCCAGUCCUUCCAGCACCAGGUUCAACCACUAAUUUAGGGUUCUCCACUCUCAUUUGUCAUGCGUCACUCGCCGAGCUUACCAAGCUUACUAGUAUAUCGUCAUUUUAAUUACCUUUGAUUUAUUAGCUGAUUGAUAAUGUAUCGGAGAAAGCGGGCUCGGCAUCACCGGUAUCGCCGAAGGGUAA